Neltuma alba is the source of this 655-nucleotide messenger RNA. Its product is annotated as 60S ribosomal protein L23. The transcript has 5 exons. NCBI's taxonomy places the organism in Eukaryota, Viridiplantae, Streptophyta, Magnoliopsida, Fabales, Fabaceae. Gene Ontology annotation, cellular component: ribosome; cytosolic large ribosomal subunit. The coding region runs from base 46 to 468 and encodes 140 amino acids. Gene Ontology annotation, molecular function: structural constituent of ribosome; large ribosomal subunit rRNA binding. The record is from RefSeq and is a predicted model, not a curated record. Gene Ontology annotation, biological process: translation.
AGAACGUACGACGGAGAGCGGGAGGAAGGGGACCGGUGAUCAACGAUGUCGAAGAGAGGUCGCGGUGGUUCGGCUGGAAACAAGUUCCGGAUGUCACUGGGUCUACCGGUGGCGGCGACAGUGAACUGCGCCGAUAACACUGGAGCUAAGAAUCUGUACAUCAUUUCGGUGAAGGGGAUCAAGGGUCGCCUUAACCGUUUGCCGUCUGCUUGCGUCGGGGACAUGGUCAUGGCGACCGUGAAGAAAGGGAAGCCCGAUCUCCGGAAAAAGGUCUUGCCCGCCGUGAUCGUACGCCAGCGCAAGCCGUGGCGCAGAAAGGAUGGUGUUUACAUGUACUUUGAAGAUAACGCUGGUGUCAUUGUAAAUCCCAAGGGAGAAAUGAAAGGUUCUGCUAUCACCGGUCCUAUUGGUAAGGAAUGCGCAGAUUUGUGGCCCAGGAUUGCAAGUGCAGCCAACGCAAUUGUUUGAGAGGGAUUUGUAGGAUCUGAACUGAAAUUAUCAGAGUUUUGUUUACCUUGAAUAGUACUCCAGAUGCCUGAGUUUGUAUUUCUGACAUUUAUGUGAAUCAUUUUAAGGAUUUUUUUUAAAUGUUUUUUUUUCUUUUCUCCGUUGAAAAGUGGGAACCACAAAAUGCCAGAUUUUACUAUAUGUUCAA